This is a messenger RNA of Lates calcarifer (barramundi perch), 3743 nucleotides long. It is a transcript of the gene ndp, whose product is annotated as norrin cystine knot growth factor NDP. Gene Ontology annotation, biological process: Wnt signaling pathway. The transcript has 3 exons. The record is from RefSeq and is a predicted model, not a curated record. Bases 1098 to 1529 code for a protein of 143 amino acids. Lineage: Eukaryota; Metazoa; Chordata; Actinopteri; Centropomidae.
AGUAAAGGAGUACAUGUGCCAUGAAAAUAAUUAACAAUAAUACAAAUAAUUUUUAGUAGCAGCUCUUGUUGAAUCUUGCCUCUGUUGGUCCAGGGUCUUUUAUGGCCUGUCCACACAUAAAAUCACUGUAGAGCUCAAACUCCACCUUCCUCCCCUGUAAUAAUGAAGCCACUACUCCCAACUACUUGUUUUGGACACACUUCAAACUUGGCAAGGUUGUGAUAGCUAAUUCUGGACAUUGCCCCUCUUCCCCCAGCAGAACAGAACCCACUCUCCCCUCCUUUCUUGCUUGAACAAAAAAAUCUCUUUACCCACUUGAAGCAGGAACAGUGUGCCCUCUGUUUCCUACCGUUUCACCAAAUGCACAGUUUUCCCACUUCACUGAACUCUCGACAUGGAUUUUUGUCACUGAUGUCAGAGCAGGGGCUUUGGGGUGACCAGAGAUCCUGGACUCAGGCUUGGUGCACCCAAAUCUUUAACUAUGACCUCACUCAGUUUUUAUGUCUCAGACUGCAUACUAUUCCUCAAACUCUGUAUCUGAAGGUAUUUUAAUAGAGAUAAGGUGGCUUCGCUUUCCAGAAAUCCCUCACCUCGUCAAAUGGAAAAUUUGACUUUCUUGGUUUACUGGAUGGGGCCUGGCCUUGCAGAAGUUUUUCUACAAUAGUCAUCAAGUGAGACUGUUUACUUUAAUCGAGCUGAAAUUUCAUGGGUAAUUCAGUAUGAAUGACUUGUUGUAUUCUGUGGACCUCUGCUGCCAACAUAGCUGCUUUUUAUAAUGAAAACAGUAAGGACCCAAGGUGACAUGACUGUGGUGGAUCCAGACAGCGGGGGAUGGAGUGGCCUGACAAGGCAACCCUCCUACUACCUUUCUCCCUACAGCGCACUGACCUUGAACCUCCUUUGUACUAGCAAAAACAAGAGAGAGACAAACACACACUCCUUUGCGAGACCCUGAAAUACAACUUGGGUGAGAUACUGACAGAAGUGAGAGAAAAAGAUUGAGAGAGUGAAACAGAAGGAAACACAGACAAUAACAAAGACAGUGUGACGUCGGUGGACAUCCUGUGAGGAUCGAGAGCCUCAGGGUGGCCCCGAUCAUGAAACCUUUCAUCUCUGUGGGCCCCCCUUCUGGCCUGCUGCUGGUCCUGAUGUGUUGCCCUCUGCUGGGCUUGGUCCAGUCCGCCAGCAGCAACAAGGCCAGCGAUAACACACACCCACACCUGGGAGACUCUGACCCGGACCGAUGCAUGAGGCACCACUUUGUGGAGACCAUCACACACCCGAUUUAUAAGUGCAACUCUAAGAUGGUGCUGCUGGCGCGCUGCGAGGGUCACUGCAGCCACACCACCCGCUCCGACCCCCUCAUCUCCUUCAGCUCGGUGCUCAAGCAGCCCUUCAAGAGCACCUGCUCCUGCUGCCGGCCGCACACCUCCAAGCUGAAGGCGGUGAGGCUGCGCUGUGCCGGCGGGACUCGCAUCACAGCCACUUACAGAUACAUCCUGGCCUGCAACUGUGAGGAGUGCAGCUGAGCAGGGAGCAGCACCCUCCCAAACACUCAAGACUCUCAAGACCCAGCAUUUUUCUUGGCCUCAGACCUCACUCUAAAUCUAUCCAGAGCAUUUUAGUUGAUUAUUGGAUCAGAAAAUUGCCCCAGAGGACAGCAGCUCAAGAUGCUUGUUGUUAUCUUGGGAGUGACAGUUUGGAGCAAUCGUACCACUCUCACACAGGCCUUAAAAUUGACCUGUAGCCCUUGGGACUCAGACAGAGCAUACUAUACCCUCUCCAUUAUGUGUAUCCAAUCAGUACAAAUCAUAAGAAGCAUUUUUCUCCAGCGCACAAGGCCAAACACCACAAACAGCUGCUCCCAUGGGCCGGCUGGAGACCCUCCUCACUGCAGAGACGCACUGCACUCAUUACAAUAAUUCAUAACAUACAGGCUCGCAAACCACAGUGUGAGAGCUCAUUACAAAUAUCAGUAACAGCCUUCUUCCAGCUUCAUAAAAACUCCACCACGCAUUUGACAACAAAACAACACGCCUCGUUAAAAAGCAGCAUGGGAAAGGAUGUGGCUCGACGAGAACAGGCGGGUCCACAUGGGCCCAGACAUGUGGUGGAUCUAUAGAGGGGGCACCUGUGCUGUACUUAUUCACCCAAUAACAUUUUACACACUCCCUGCAGACUUUUCAUCUAGCCGUGUAAGACAUGACCAGUGCUGACAGGGGAGCUCAUCAUGUGAACUGUAAAACUGUAGUGGCAGACAGUGUGAGAGAAGCUCUGGGGAUGAAAGAAGACCAAGCAUAAAGGUUUGGCCAGACUCUGGGUGGUGGUGUAGACUGUCAAUAGACUGUCAAAGCUAUCAGUGUUCAUUUUAAGUGUAAACUAUUCUAUUUGAAUCUUUGUGAUGUUCCUGUCAACAUUAUUGAAAUUGUAGCUACUAUCAUGAAACUGCCGCUUUUGCCUGUCAUGUAUUGUUACUAAUGACAUGUCCAGUGUUUUGAGUUGGAGGAAAAACGCUCUUGUCAAAACAGUGCCAUGGUUGCUCCGCAUACGUCUGUAAGCCUGCGUACAUUAUCCUCAUAGUCCACCAUAAUGAAUACAGGAAUGUUAAACUCACGUAUAAUUCACUUGGUGUGUGCUAGACUCAAUCAUCAUCGGCCAUCAGAACUUGUGGUUAGUUUAUCUGAAGUGAAAAAUGAACAACUCCAUCGUGUUGUUCCAGUUGUGGUUUAUUCUCUCAGAAGAAACUCCAAUUUUCUAACACCACAAAAAUUUCAGUGCAGUUUGCAUUUGAAGAAACUAAUGAGGGGUUUUAUGGAAGUAAAGAAAGACCAAAAUAAUUUUCAUUUUACAUGCAACUGAUGACCUUUUUUAAAUUUAUCCUCCUUAAUCUUGAAAUUUGGAUGCUUUAAACUUUGAUUAGUUACAUUCAGAAACUUCUGGAACGUCUUGGCUAUUGAAGAUAAUCCAUCGAGCCUGAAGAUUCAAAUUCUGUCAGUCACAUAAUUCAAGAAAAAAAAAUUGAGAAGAUACUGGAAACUUCAGGAAAACCUUCUGGAAAAAGAAAGUAAUUAAAACUGUAAAAUACAGGUUUUCAAAAUAAAAUACUUCAAUCAAAUCGGCAACAAUGGACUAAAUACAUUGAAUUUAAAGUUAAAGUUCACAAAUACAGGUACACAGUGAAUAUAUUUUUAAAAUAUAUUAUUUUGGCAUUUCUUUGCCUCCAUAGAGUUUUAAAUUGUAGUAGCUCCCAAAAAAAAUGUAGACAGAAGUUCAUUCUGACGAACACCAUCUUGUAACCUUUGCUGAAAACAGGCUUUUUAGUUCCCAGCCUUUGGUACAAUAAAGCUUAAUGUAAAUGAAAUAAAAAUGGAGAAAUAAUAAAGGAGAUUGGGGGUUGGCAUGGUGGUUGAGUGGUUGAAUACGCUGAGCCCUGUAAAUAAGGGAGAAUAAAAACAGAACUAAUCAAGUAUCCCAUUAAAAAUCUUUUGAAAUGUAUGUGAAAGUGUGACAGCUCUAAGACUUACGGUACAGUACAGACACUUCAUGGAUUUCAUGCACACAUACAGUAUAUGCACUCUGUACAGAUGUCUUUGUUGUGUUCAGAGCUGAAAUGCUACCCUCCCCUGUGAAACAGCAACAACAUGCUGUUCUGUUCUGUGGACGUUUCAAUCCCGACUACAACUGACAGCACGGCCGGCUGCUUCACACGUGAGCCUAAUAAAAUCGUUUCCCCCUCGACUCUG